This is a messenger RNA of Daldinia childiae, 561 nucleotides long. Its product is annotated as 2,5-dichloro-2,5-cyclohexadiene-1,4-diol dehydrogenase. The transcript has 2 exons. Gene Ontology annotation, molecular function: oxidoreductase activity. The record is from RefSeq and is a predicted model, not a curated record. The coding region runs from base 1 to 561 and encodes 186 amino acids. NCBI's taxonomy places the organism in Eukaryota, Fungi, Ascomycota, Sordariomycetes, Xylariales, Hypoxylaceae.
AUGCCUCCUACCGUUCCAGAAGUUGAAAUUUUCCCUGUCCUGAAGGGCAAAGUCGCCAUCAUAACCGGCGCGGCGCAGGGCAUGGGAAAGGCUACCACCGAAGUCUUUCUCAAAGCCGGUGCCAAAGUCUUUGGUGACGUCCUGUUCGUCAAAGCUGACAUAUCAAAGUCGGAAGAAGUACGAAGUCUAGUCGAGAAGACUGUAGCGAAGUUCGGUCGGCUUGAUGCUGCGAUUAACAACGCCGCUCUGACCCCGGAUACCACACCUCUCAUCGACUUCGACGAGGAUUACUGGAGCAAGCUCACAGAUAUCAAUCUGAAGGGCACGGCGCUCUGUUGCAAGUGGGAGAUGCAGCAGAUGAUCAGGCAAGGCGGGAAGGGCACGAUCGUUAACAUUGCUUCCAUCAAUGCCUUCAAGCCGCAGCCAACUAUGCCAGCUUACACGGCUGCUAAGCAUGCUUUAAUCGGCCUGACCAAGCACGCGGCUAUGGAGGGAGGUCCUCAUAACAUCAGAGUCAACGCUAUUGCUCCCGGAGCUAUUUAUGUAAGAGUUCCCGUUUAA